AUGAGAAUUGCUGAGAUAUCCUCGCCGGAGAUCCGAACAGUCCAUGGAGAAGGAGAUGAUCAGCACAUUCUCUCCCGAUUCGAGUCAAUCGUCAAUCAAAUUGAAACCAACUCCGCUAACGAACUUCCACCGGACACAGCCGCCGUUAAUCUCCGGCAAUGCUUAACGCAGCUGAGUCAACUCGCUCCGUUUUCCAACUCACUGAAGCUUCAGAUUUGGAAACUCAGCUACCGACUCUGGAACGUUUGUGUCGACAUCUCCAACACCGCCACUAUCCGUUCAUCAUCAUCCACCGGCGAAAAACAGGCGGAGCUCCGACAUUUGACAGCCGACCUCCUCUCAAUCGCCAGCGAUGUUACCGGUAUUCCAUCUCCGGCGGUCAAGUCGGCUUCGUUCUACUACAAGACCGGCUUGUUGUGGCACAACCUCCGGAAGUAUGAUCUUGCUGCCAAAUGCUUCGAGCGAGCCACCGAUCUGGUCUCGAAACUCAACAUCGCUUCGAUUACUGACGCCGGAGAACGAAAACUGUUGCUGGAUUUGAACCUUGCCAGGUCCCGAACUGCUUGGGAGGUUCGUGACCCGAACCUCGCGGUCGCGCUGUUGAAUAGAAGCAAGAGCAUGCUAUCUGGUUCGUGCGAGGACUACAUGGAGCUUGCGAAGCAAUUCAUGGCGUUUGGCAAAUGCUCGUUAUCGAAAAACAGCGAAGACGCGGAGAGUCGUGAUUUGAGCGAGGCGCUGAAACUGAUGAACGAGGCGUUGGAGAGUUGCGAGAAGGGAUACGGUGCAUCGAGAACACGGGAAGAGAAGGUGGAAAUCAGAGGGUUAAGGUGGAAGGUUUUGAGGUUCAUUGCCGCGAUCCAUUUGCAAAAGGAUGAAUUCGAGAGUGUGAUUAAGUGUGUGAAGGUUUUGAGAGAUUCUGCUGAAGGUGGUGAUGAUCAUCCAAGCCUUUCGGUUUUGGCGAUGAAGGCCUGGUUAGGGUUAGGGAGGCACAACGAAGCGGAGAAGGAAUUGAGGGGAAUGGUGAUUGACAGAGGGAUUCCAGAAGGUGUUUGGGUGUCUUCUGUGGAGGCUUAUUUUAGUUCUGCUGGGACAGCAGGAGCGGAGACGGCGAAAGGGGUGUUUUUAGGGCUAUUAGGGAGGUGUCAUGUCAGUGCUGGUGCUGCGGUAAGGGUAGCGAGUAGGGUGCUUGGAGGCGGCGGCGAAGGGAGUAAAGUUAGGGCUAAAGUUGUUGCUGAGCUUGUGUCUGAUGAAAGGGUGGUGGCGCUUUUUGCAGAAAAGGAAGUUGCUAAGGAUAGAACGGCAAUGCAUGCUGUUCUGUGGAAUUGUGGUGCUGACAAUUUUCAGUCAAAAGAUUAUCAGACCAGUGCAGAACUUUUUGAAAAAUCAAUGCUAUAUAUUCCACAUGACACAGAAAACAGAAUACUUAGAGCCAAGGGCUUUAGAGUUUUGUGUCUCUGCCACCUUGGUCUCUUGCAGCUGGAUCGCGCCAAAGAAUAUAUCGACGAGGCUGAGAAGCUUGAGCCCAAUGUUGUCUGUGCUUUUCUUAAGUACAAAAUUUAUCUCCAAAAAAAAGACAGCCAAGGUGCUAUUACUCAAAUUGAAGCAAUGACCGCGUGCCUUGACUUUCAACCAGAUUUUCUCUCACUUUCAGCCCAUGAAGCUGUUGCUUGCAGUGCUCGAUCUGUUGCUGCUGCCUCUCUAUCAACAAUGCUAAACUUCUAUGCUUCAGGAAAGUCCAUGCCAACAACAGAAGUAACAGUUAUGCGCACCUUGGUCGCUGUUCUAUCUCAAGAACCGGAUAAUGAAGAGAAAGUUCUUAAAACCUUAAAACAUGCCCAUACACGAGCCUCCGAACUUGGUUCUGAUUGCUUCUUUGGAAAAGAGGAGGUUGGAAGACGUGAGCUAAAUUGGUUUGCUGUGACCUCAUGGAAUUAUGGUACAAAAACAGGACAGGAUAAGAAUUAUGAAUUGUCUGCUGAGUUUUUAAUACUUGCAUCAAAUUUUUAUGCUCUAGUUAAAGGAUCUGAUGAUGAGAGCAAUGUCAUGGUUUGCAAAUCAUUAGUGCUUUCCGUGUCAUCAAUGAUAGCUUUAGAAUUUCAGAGGAAGGCUGCUAUGUCAGAAACCGAAGUCAAACAAGCUCUAACUUUACUAGAUAGAGCUGGGCAGAUGCUAAAGUUAAUUUCAGCUGGGAACUAUGUUAAUGAUAGCCAAUUGAAUACCAUUGCACCCGACCUUUUCUUCAUACACACGUUCUGCACUUAUGAUGUACAAGGAAGGCUAAAUGACUUAGGAUCACAACUCUUCACAGUGAAAAGUUUUGCGAGUUCAAAGGCUUGCAAGCCUCAGCACCUUCUUCAGAUAGGCUUACACGCUUCACAGGGACCACUGUCGAAUCACGAAGUAGCCACCUUUGCUCUAAAUGAGUGUCUCUCAUCUUUCCUUUCAUCACCUGUUCCAGAUUAUCCGAAUGUUGCUCUUGUUGUUCGCAAGCUUAUAGCCAUAGCUAGCAUUCACAAGGGUGAUAAAGAUGAUGAUCUUGUAUAUAGCAUGUACAAGCAAGCGUAUAGGAUAAUGGUUGGUUUGAAGGAAGGUGAAUAUCCAAUUGAAGAGGGAAAGUGGCUUGCCAUGACUGCAUGGAACCGAGCAGCAGUGCCAGUGAGGUUGGGUCAGAUUGAAAUGGGGAAGAAAUGGAUGAAUGUUGGCUUUGACAUUGCAAAACAUGUUCCAGGCAUGGAAGCUUACAAAGCAUGCAUGGAAGAUGUUCUUGGCAAAUUAGAGAAAAAGCAUUGA
Vicia faba (fava bean) is the source of this 2790-nucleotide messenger RNA. The record is from the annotation of a GenBank genome assembly. Lineage: Eukaryota; Viridiplantae; Streptophyta; Magnoliopsida; Fabales; Fabaceae.